AUGCUCCAGCCCGUCUACCCAAGGGCUUUAGGGAGAAUUACUCGACCAGCAUUCAACGGUAUUCAAGAUGAAUCGAAAAUUCUCAAGCAGCAACCGAAGCCACACGUAGAAUUGGAAGGUCUUCGUGGAUGGUGGAUGCUAAGAAACAAAUCGAAUGUGAGAAAUGUUGGGAUCCGCACCGUAGACGAGAAGACGGGUCAUCACCGUAUCACCUGUAGUCCUGUUGAUCGUCGAGUGACUUGA
Molecule: messenger RNA, 243 nt
Organism: Angiostrongylus costaricensis
Lineage: Eukaryota; Metazoa; Nematoda; Chromadorea; Rhabditida; Metastrongylidae
Source: the annotation of a GenBank genome assembly